AGGGCGGAGGGCGGUGCAGCGGCCAACAUGGCAGCCGCUGAUGUUUGUGUGAAUGACAGAGGCAGCGGACGCGAGUGACAGGGACUCCGGCCUCUCGUGCCUAGUCGUGCUCUUAUAUACGCUAAAUGUAUGUAUUGAUGUUAUAUACGGAAAAUAUCAGGUAUUUUUCUGAUUCAGUGUCAGUGCGAGUCGCGAGCAGCGUCGAGGGAAAUCCGUGGUCCUUCCACUCGUGCAUUGCCAAGCACAAUCUCGGAGUUAAUGCUCUGUUUUGGCGACCCGUCCAAGACUUCUCCGGGACAUCGGCCGAGGAAUGAUCCUUCAGUAUGGAUGAGAACAACACAAUAUGUGAAGCUUACGUUAAGAAGUUGUCCAGAAGGUGAGGUGCCAAACCUCACCUCUCCUCAAGACGCUUCCCACAGACCUCUUCCUCCUACACCGUCUUCCAAGUCCAACGAGCGCAUCACAGCUCCUUUGCCGGUUAAUACACAGUUACAAAAUCAAAUGGAAAUGAACAAAGGGAAGAUGCUUACCAUGUACCUUGAAAAGCAGCGCCGAGUACGCGACAACAUAAUUGUCGAGCUGCAGAGAGGCCCUUCAAAGGUUUUGCAGAGAAAUCUUGAGAAGGAGUUGGAUUCUAUAAAUCGUCAAAUUGCCAAAAUACAGGAGGAACUCAAGAAUAUGAAAGACAUUGAAGCUCAAUUACAUUCGCACCCGCGUCUUUCUCACAUCCCCAUAGCCAGCUACCCCACCAUCAGACACACACCCGUUCUGUGUCUGAGAUUCCCCCUCCUCUUCCUGCCCGAAGCCGCUCCCUUGUUUCCCAGAUAUCCGCUCCUAAUAUCUCUGGCUCCUUUGCCUCCCUUACCUGUGCCCCGCCUCUGCCCCCACGUCCCCCCCACCUGGAGAGGGUUGGGGAGGGAGGCCUAGCACAAAGUCUAGAGAACAUACAUAAGGUGCAGAGUCUCACUCAUUCGGCAAGUUCUGUGUCAGAACCUGGUAGCCGGCCACCGUCACACUACAGAGCCAAGUCAAGUCCUGAUCCCCUAGGUCUUCACAGUAGUCCAGGUCCAUGCAGAUUAAGUGGAAGUGACUCAGUCAGUGACUUAAGCCAGACUGGAUCAAAUACAAAUCGCAGUAAGGUAUCUUCUGUGUAUAGUGAAGACAUGGUUCAGGGAGAGCCUCCUGGAACCCCCCCUCCACCAUAUGGCUACUUACCUGCAGAUGAAGCAGAUGAAAAUUAUUCAGUAAUCAUUGAUGAUUGUGAUGGUGGGGGAGAGUUUGCACCUUCUGCUCCCCCCCUCCCUUCCCUUCCUGGCCCCCCCCUGCCCAGCAGACCAUCCUUACCUGGCCUGCCGCCCAAGCCAGGGUCGCAUCAUGCAAGUCCUUUUGCUUCUCAAGUUACAAGCCCUACCAGCCCAGAUGGACAGGUAACCCCAACCAGCAUGGCUGGUUUGCUGCCAACACAACCCAUAUUAAGCAUGGAAGAUGAGGAAUUUUCUGAUCCAGAACCUCUUGAAGACCAUGGACCAUUCCAGUCACUAAGUAAACUUUGGAACCACAAUGCUUACCUCUCAGUCUUCAUGAACUACGUCAUUUCAAAUUGCGACUCCUCCAGUCUGUUUUUCUACGUAAUAACCCAUCUCUAUAAGGAAGGAGUUGGAAAAGAAAUGAAAAGAUGGGCCUACGAGAUAACUUCUUGUUUUCUUUUGCCGGGUGCCCCUCUCCGACUUAGUAAUGUGGAAGAAAGUGUUCUUCAUGAGAUUGAUGAGACGCUGCAUAAUGAACUAGACAAGGAAGAAAUACUAAGAAAGGUAUUUUGGAAAGCAAGACAACGAUGCCGGGAGGAUUUGAAUGAACAGUUGGCAGAUUUCCGUAACAAGAGGAGUGCUGGCCUAGGUUCCAUAUUUGGUCCUAGAGACCAUGUUUUGGAGGAGAGCAUUCACAAUAAAGCCAAAGAACUACAGAUUGUGGAACAUCUUUUAGUGCCUUGCCUUGAGAGCGUGUCGGAGGAUCUGAAGAAUGCCACAGACCAAAUGUUAGUAACAGCCUCUAGUCUAGCCACCAUCCUGUUGAAAUACUAUGGGGUGCGAAGUCAGCAAGCUCAUACUCUUAUUGAUAGAUGUCCACUCUUUGUAAGCAAAGAGCGACCGCUAAGAAGCAAAAUCUUUAGGGGAAAUAAAAAGCAAGUUUACCGAGAACACCAGUUUAUCCAACAUACAUAUUACAGUGUAACAUAUUGUAAUCACUGUGGCCUCAUUAUCUGGGGUAUUGCCCCCCAGGGGUACCAAUGUGCCAAUUGUGAAAUGAAUAUCCAUAAGUCAUGUGCCAAGCAGGUAGAAGAGGUGUGUAUAGGGCAGCUCCACAAAAAAGACAGAAGCAGAGACAUACGAUUCAGCUCUAUUCUGGGGAAGAUCAUGCCUGACGAUAAAGACAACAGGCGGAAAGUCUCACAAGUCAAUGCUACACAGAAUGGUUCCGCCACAUCCAGGAAGCCCAAGAGGCAUAUGGGGCGCGGGAUGGGCGCAACAGAAGGUCGCAACCCCCGACGCCUUUGCCAGAUCCUGAUGAUCACCCAGGUUCAUCAGGGGAUGCUCUCAGAGAUGUUGAUGAUGAUGUUGAUGGGGGUGAAACAGCAGACGGCACAAAUGAUAUUUCUGGUGACACUAAAGCACAGUCAGGCAGUGGAAAGGCUGCUGAACCAGUAGUCAAGCCUGAGGAGCCUUUAAGCAGCACCUCGACAGCAUCACAACCUCCUGCUUCAUCUGAGACCCUUGCUAAUAAGACAGCAGAGGCUGAUGGGGCGAGCAGCGGCAGUAGCGGCCCAGGCGGCCCAUCCCCAUCGGCUGGCCGGAGCCCUGCCUCUGGUCGCCGUCUGCAGGAGGUCCAGAUCAUCCAGAUUGUGGAGGGCCCGACGCUCAUCCAACCCUCCGAGGUGAAGGUUUCUCAGGGAGUGGUCCUCUCUGCAGAGCCUGUUCUCACCCCAAUAGAACAUCUACGACGGAAAGACCUGAAGAUCCGCCAGGCUUUGGAGGAAAAAAAACAGACACAUUCAUGCAGACCAUCCAAUAAACAUUCCGAGAUGGAGGGUGCCCACUUUGAGAAUGUGGCCGACAUGGCUGGUGAACCAGCUGUUGGGAACAAGGAACCAAGAGAAUUAGUGUUAGCUGCCAUGUAUCAGGCCAAGUGUUUGCAAGAAACGCUCAAUGAAGCACUUAACAUCCGGGAAUCGGAUAUAGUAGCUGCAAGAGCCAAUAAUGAUAGUGCCAAUAAGCUCUCAAGUUUACCCCUGUAUCAAGCUCCUAUGACAAAGCUUAUGGCCAUAUCUACUUCCUUGUCACAACAACUGUCGUCUUUAUUGAAUUUAGUGUCAGAACGUGAUGAUGAGCGUGAUCGCAUGCGCAAAGAGCUUGUAGCAUCCAGAGAACGGCUGCAUCUUCUGCACAUGAGGCAAAACUCUCUAACAAACCAGACGUCAACACCCACCCAACACUCAGACAUCACCACCAGCACUUCCACGAUAGCUGCGACCCCUCCCACUGCCACCUCUCCACACACCUCACGACCAAGCUCCUUUGUGUCGGUGGCCUCCUCAGUGCCUGAUCAUUCAGAUUCUCUAGACCACCAUGAUACGGACGAAGAAGGUCGGGGUGAUGCUCCGAAAGUGAACAGCACUCACCAGGAGGAGGGAGAAGACUCAAAGGAAGGCUCUGUGGCAGAGACAUUUGAAGAUGCAGUAAGUGGCUCAGAGCCAGCAGACGCAGCAGCAGGAGAAGGAGAGCAUUCAUCAGGAAACAGGGAAUGUCUUGGGGAUGGGGCUGCAGUUAGAGGACCUGAGGGCAUAACAGAGUCCAGCACCACCUGAGGCCAGCAGAAAGAUGGUGGUGGUGGAGCUUCCUCCUCAUGGUUGUCGAAAGAUGUGCUCUGCUACACCCUGAGGGGAACAUGCAGGAAUCAUGUACCUCUGUAGCUGCCUUCUCUGCACAGCCUUUUUGGCUUCAACAGAAGGAAAAUGGAGGCUGGAGUGCAAAUCCCUGGCUUGGUGGCCCAGUCCUCCUAACUCUCCAAUCAUAGUGGAGUUACAUUGUCAAUAUAUAUUGAAAUUCAUAUAACAAGCGGGCUAGACAGCUUUGGUUACAGACCUGAGCAUAGCAACACAAAUUAUAUUUAAUUUACUGUGUAUGAUAUUGUAAAUGAGAAAAUAAUAUUAAAAUUCAUAUAAUUAUUGACUCCUGAUAGAGACGUUAUUGGCAGUGUGCAUGUGCAACAUAUGAACCAGACUGGCUGGACUUGGCAGUUAUCAUGACCAAUCAGCAUCGUGUAAAUACUAUAUCGUGGCCGUGUGUUGUGACACCUAAGCCCAGUGCACCCGAUGUUGGUACAGGGGUCUCCGUACAAUAUGUUUGGUACUGCGUAUACCAGGCUAUAUUUCUUAGUUGGGAGCUCAUCAUUAACUGGUAUUGAUUUUGGUAGCAUGUGAAACAAAUUUAUAAGGUUGUAAUAAAGAAGAUCUGUAUAGCAAAGAAAUUGGCUAAUUUUUUUUUAGGUCAACAAAUAUUUUGGUUGUAACUUUACCACCCAUUUGAUGUUGUCAGAUUGUUAUAUCUCAAGUAUACCUCAAUCUGUGUAUCCUGAAAUAAACCCGGUUCUGUCAGUAGUGUCAUACCACUUCUUGCUACUCACAUGCUACAGCCCAAUUUGACAUGGAAAUGAAUCUCCCAACAAGUGAAACCUCUCAGUCAGCUCUUUCAUUCAGUGUUUGUUGUUCUUUGUUCAAAUAUUGUAAACAAGUCACCUGGUGUCGUUUACGUUCCUAGUCCUUUGUGUUGCAGAUUGCUAUCAUCCUGCUGAGCGACUGUGGACCAACACCUGAUUUCUAAAAGUCACUAUGUUAGCAUGACAUACCUCUUUAUAUAGGACCAUCACCACUGAGUAAUUUGUGUAGCCCUUCAGGAGGAAUUGAAGGACCACUUGGGUACUUUGAUAGAAAGAGAGAACGAAGAAAGAGUUUAAGAACAGGUACACGAAUGUUUAUUGUGCAAGAGGAAUAGAACAUGCAUGGAUGUGGGCAUAAUUUACAGAAGCUCACACACCAUGCAAAUCAGUGUUAUUUCCAAGCUGGAUCUCCAGCCAUCUACAUUACCAGAUUUUUACCUGAUCAAGUGCCGUCAGAGAUAAUCAUGUUCAUUCUUGUCUUAUUAAAUUUUUGGUUGAUUAUACCUAAAGGGUUUUGAAUAUGUAGUCAGUAUCUACUGUUCGUGUGAGGACAGUAGAAACAGCUGAUCUGAGAUUAGGGUCAUCCCAGCAGAAAUAAAAUCAGUAUAAAGUGGUGAUGGAAGACUGCAUCUUUUCUGUGUAUUGGCAACCAAGCCCAUUUGGAGUUACAAAUGCAUAGAUAUAGCAUGACUUGGCAUAUAGAACCUGGCACUGACAGUGCGUGGGAAGGAAAGUAAAGGAAUGGGGAUGAGCAAUACAUGUUUCCAAGUGCCAUGUUCCCCAGGCUUGGCCCAACACUCCAUGGCCACUUCUCAGUCAUCACAAAAAGGGUGUUUGUUCUCUUAUUCAUUUGUCUGUACAUAUCUUUGUUGCCCAAAGGGUAGACAGUAAACACAUUACCACAAAAGUGAUCAUUUGUAAAUUGUAAUAACAUUAUUGUAUAACCUGUCAGCAUAAUGUAUAGCGCAGCCUAAGUGCGAAAGUAAUAAAAUGACUAAAGCAA
Messenger RNA from Penaeus monodon (black tiger shrimp), 5716 nucleotides. RefSeq lists its product as uncharacterized. Lineage: Eukaryota; Metazoa; Arthropoda; Malacostraca; Decapoda; Penaeidae. Gene Ontology annotation, biological process: G protein-coupled receptor signaling pathway. Gene Ontology annotation, molecular function: G protein-coupled receptor binding; guanyl-nucleotide exchange factor activity. Gene Ontology annotation, cellular component: cytoplasm. The record is from RefSeq and is a predicted model, not a curated record.